Anopheles darlingi is the source of this 1687-nucleotide messenger RNA. RefSeq lists its product as uncharacterized. Bases 49 to 1518 code for a protein of 489 amino acids. The transcript is spliced from 3 exons. The record is from RefSeq and is a predicted model, not a curated record. Lineage: Eukaryota; Metazoa; Arthropoda; Insecta; Diptera; Culicidae.
CAGAAUUCAUAUUCGCUCGUAGUUUCCUUCGCUUCCCGAGAUAUCAACAUGGCCAGAAUGUGGUACACCGUUCUUAUAGUGAGCUGCGCCUUGCUCCAGUAUGUGCGUGCAGAGCCCCGGCCUGAUUUCGGAUCGAAGGGAACUAUAGCAUCCAGCGGCAACAUUGCGAUGUUUGCGGACAUCACUAACGUUGGACUGCUGACGGCAGACGACAAGAAUGGGCUCAUCUUGCGCACGAAUUACACACUGUUCACCACCGUUCUGCCAUUAAUGGAAUCGCUUGGAACGAAGGUAGCCACGUUGGGAUCGCCGGUAGCCCGCGCGAUUAGUGCAGCCGCGCCGGUAAAAAAUAAAGACAUCGCUACUGUCUUUAAUACCAUCUACAGCCCCUUAGCGCCCUACAAAAGCUUUCUAAACACGCAAGUACCCGCCACAAAGACUCAGCUAAUCGGGCUAGUAGGAACAGAUAUUAAUUUUCUGUUUGGCGAUGCGUUCCCAAAUAUGUACAAUGCUGUCGUUAAAAUGGAAUCGGAUUUAAAAACAUUUCAAACCAAUGUCACAACCGCAAGGUUCACGGCUGGUCAGACCCAAGUGAGUCCAAACAUCGUUCUCGCGGUGCAAACGUCAGUGAUGGAUUGGUCAGCCACUACCGAAGCGGUCCGCAACACUAUACAUACCGCAAUAGACAACAUCAAGGUAGCUGACACAUUUCUGGAUCAACUGUAUAACCUUUCGAGAACAUUGAACAGUGACCUGGACAUCUUCUACACACGCUUCCGAACGAACCAAACGACGCUCGGUACUCAGCUGCAAUUGUUGGUGAAUGCGAUGAAAGCUCGCGUCCAAACUACGUACACUCCAAUGCUGCAGUACCUGCCAAACCACACGGCUGCACUGAAUGGCACGAUUUCACUGUUCAACACGCCGUAUACUAAGCUGACGGGUAUACCGGCCAUGCUGUCGGCUGACGUACUCCCGGGCUAUUUCAACAAAUCCUACUCGUACAUCACGGAAUUCAAGCAAAUGUUUAACCCGCUGGAUUACGGAUCCAUCACCUUAGUGCUCGAGGUACUUGUCGCCAGUGGGCCAAAUUCCAAAACCUGCUUCAACAAGUACUAUCCGCUGGUCCAGAACGCCUUCGCACUGUUGGCUUACGGCGUGGAGGUGUGCCUCAACAUUGAGGUAACGCACACCUUUUCGAUCGCCGACAUUUUUAGCGACAUGCUCGACCAAACCGUGUACGAUCUGGACGAUUUCUAUCUUAACUUUUCCACCUGUGAAUGGUCGCCCAUACCGGGCAUCUGUCAAACUAGCAUGUUUGGAGCCUACUAUUCCGCACUAACUACGUCGUACGCUGGUAAGGUGGCCGAUAUUGAAAAAUUCCUGAAAACGGAGUUCACCGCUAGUUCCAGCCGCCUUGGAAGCUGCGUGCAAACGAGAAAAGCAAAGAACAAAUCCACCCUUCAAAAUAUGGCGACUGACAUCGCAACGUGCCGCACAAAGGGAGUUGCUCCAUAGUUAAGUUACUAGCGACGUGGCAUCAAAUGUACCCUGUUUGGUAAAUUGCUGCUAGCUAAUGCGGUCCUUCGCCUGACCACAGUUCAGUAAUGCUCCACAUUGGAAUAAAGGUUCUGAGCAGAAUUUUGAAAUGCAAGUCGCACUGUUUAAGAUCAGUAUAGUUACGAAG